This is a messenger RNA of Asparagus officinalis (garden asparagus), 4593 nucleotides long. Its product is annotated as RNA-binding KH domain-containing protein RCF3-like. Gene Ontology annotation, molecular function: mRNA binding. Gene Ontology annotation, cellular component: cytoplasm; nucleus. Gene Ontology annotation, biological process: regulation of gene expression. The transcript has 8 exons. The record is from RefSeq and is a predicted model, not a curated record. NCBI's taxonomy places the organism in Eukaryota, Viridiplantae, Streptophyta, Magnoliopsida, Asparagales, Asparagaceae. The coding region runs from base 177 to 1811 and encodes 544 amino acids.
UCGGGCUCCCCAAACUUUCUUUAUUUAUUUUGCUUCAGUUCGUAAAUAGAGAAUCUAACCCCAAAAUCACCCGCUUCUAUCGCGAUCGAGGAAAAAAAAAAAGAAAAUAAUUUUCCCAUCUCUUCACUUUUAGGGUUUCAUCCAAGAUCUCAAGGUAUAUCUUUGAGAAGUUACAUAUGGCCGGGCAGAGAAAUAACUAUGGCAAGAGGUCUCACUCUCAUGGGGAUUAUUCUGACAAUGGCGGCAACAAGAGAAGGAAUCCUGGUGAUGAUAAGGAGUCAUAUGCUCCUGGCGCUGAAGAUACUGUCUACCGUUAUUUGUGCCCGGGGAGAAAGAUUGGAAGCAUCAUUGGAAGGGGUGGUGAGAUUGUGAAACAGUUGAGAGCCGAUACACAAGCCAAAAUCAGGAUUGGUGAAACUGUACUGGGAUGCGAAGAAAGAGUAAUAUCCAUCUUUAGCUCAGGCAGGGAAACUAAUUCCUUUGAGGAUUCCGAUGUUUGCCCUGCACAGGAAGCUCUAUUUAAGGUUCAUGAGAGGCUUGUUUCAGAGGAGGCAAUGGAUGAAGACAAUGAUGAAGGUGCUGCUCAGGUUACUGCUCGCCUGCUUGUACCAUCCGAUCAGAUCGGGUGCAUUAUUGGAAAAGGCGGGCAGAUAAUUCAAGGCAUCCGUAGUGAUACCGGUGCUCAAAUUCGCAUACUGAAGAAUGACCACCUCCCUGCUUGUGCUAUCAGCAGUGAUGAACUUCUACAGAUCACGGGUGAAGCAUCAGUUGUCAAGAAGGCUCUUUUUCAAGUGUCAUCUCGGCUUCAUGACAAUCCUUCUCGGUCAAAUCACUUGCUUACUUCCAACGUGCCAAGCGCACACCCUUCAGGUGGUCAGUAUGCGGGUCUUGCUGCAGCACCACCAAUUAUGAGCGUGGGUCCGCUUAUGAGUUCACAUGGAGGAGGUUACAAGAGUGACUUUGCUAGUGAUUGGCCACCUUUCUACGCUGGUCCUAGGGAUGAAGCUUCUGCAAAGGAGUUCAGUUUGCGUAUGCUCUGUCCUGCUGUGAACAUUGGAGGUGUUAUUGGUAGGGGCGGAGGUAUCAUCAAACAAAUCAGGCAGGAAUCCGGGGCAUAUAUUAAAGUGGACAGUUCCUCUCCUGAAGAUGCCUGCAUAAUCACAAUAUCAGCUAAAGAGUUUUUUGAAGAUCCAAUCUCCCAAACCAUAGAUGCUGCUGUACGCUUGCAACCUAGGUGCAGUGAGAAAGAGGAGAAAGAGUCUGGUGAAGCUACAUACACUACACGGCUGCUUGUUCCAACAUCCAGGAUUGGUUGCCUGAUUGGUAAAGGUGGGAGUAUCAUCUCAGAAAUGAGGAAGACAACACAUGCAAAUAUCCGCAUACUUGCAAAGGAGCAACUUCCAAAAGUUGCUGCUGAAGAUGACGAGAUGGUUCAGAUCAUUGGAAAUAUUGACGUUGCCAGGACUGCUCUUAUACAAGUAACCACUAGGUUGAAAGCCAAUUGUUUUGAAAGGGAGGGUCUCUUGUCUGCACCUCCAGCCCCUGUACCCUAUCCCCCAAUUUUGAGCGACGACAGGCCUAAGUAUUCAAGUAGAGACAGUUAUGAUAGUAAAUCACAUAGCCGUGGAUAUUCUUCUUAUUCUGGUGGAUAUGGUAGCGCUGAUGCUCUUCCUUCAGAACCCUAUGGAGGGUAUGGUGGUUCCCAUGGCGGUGGUAGUAGUUAUGGCUCAUAUGGUGGGUACUCUGGUCGGUCUGGAAGCGCUGGGUUAUCUGGUUCAAACCCUUCCCACGGAAAACAUCAUGGUUAUUAGUAUCCUAAUGAUUAGGACCAACAGCUUGAGGUCUAUGAAGCCUGGAGACAGCCCAUAAUGAAGCCUCAGCCUAAAACCAGAAGACCAGAUGAUUGCCCGAGAUACUAUUCCCCACCUUCGAAGCUAUGUUUAGGAGGCCAGCAUGCAUGCAAUAGCUAUACUAUCCUCCUGGCCUUCACCUUACCAAACUAUAAUCCCAAGGGCCUGUAUUUCAAGCUCUACCUUGUGUUUUGAAACAUUUUCUACCUUGUGUUUUGAAACAUUUGUAUUAACUGUUGGAUUCCAAGACUAAUUGUACUUUACAUUUGCAGUGAAGAGCUUCUGUCUUGUCUUUAGGUUUUCAGUAAGGUUUUUGUCAGUACCAAUGGUUUUAUGAGUGAGUUUGUGGGUUUUCGACAUUAGGUUCUUGUGCGAACUUUUCGUGACCCAUAUCUGCUUUUUUAAGAGCUUCCGUUGCAAGAUAUUGAUCCAUUGACUAUCCCUGGAACCUCAUAGUGCUGCAAAUAGUUUUGUAAUAAGUAUUGGCUUAUUUUGUCGUGUUCAGGUUAAGUUUUGAUGGCUCUUAGAGGAUAUUGAGUUAAUGCUGUUAGUGCAUAAGCAGUUGUUACUGGUGAUGUUUCUAUCAGCUCAAAGUUCGGAACACUUCCAACGGUUGUUUUACUAUCUUUAGUGAGGCAUGAAAUUGGUAAGUCUCUUUAGUUGUCCAGGUGUUAUCAUUUUGGGCUAUUAUAUGUCUCUGCCUUCGUUCAAAGAAGGUUUUUCUGUGUUUGGUAAGGACAUUGCAUAUUGGUAUUUCCCCUGUUGGCUUAAUUGCAAUUAAAUACCCUUUAGUUUCCCCCUACUUUACACAUAUAUCUCCUCUCUUAAGGACAUUGCAUAUUGGUAUUUCCCCUGUUGGCUUAAUUGCAAUUAAAUACCCUUUAGUUUCCCCCUACUUUACACAUAUAUCUCCUCUCUUGUUUUUGGCAGCCCUUACAUACCUUAAAGUUCUUGAAACUUGCGCUUAUAUACCCUCACUUGUUUUGGCAACACUUAUAUACCCUAAGGUUUUAAAAGGUGUGCUUCAAUACCCUAAUGAAGUUAUUAAAGUCUCCACUUAAAUACUCAGUUAUGCAAACUUGAGGCAUUUAAGUGCAAAGUUUUGAAAAGGAUUAUUAGCUGCAAGUUUUAAAAAAUUUAGGGUAUUUAACUGCAAGUUUUAAAAUUUUUAGGGUAUAUAAGCGCUACCAUAAACAAAUGAGGAUAUAGAAGUGGAAGUUCUAUAUAGUUUAGGUGUAUAAGUGCUGCCAAAAGCAAGUGACGGUAUACAAGUGUAACAUAGUUAAAACUAUAGGGUAUUUAAGUGCAGUUAAGCCUUCUCCAGUUAAUUUGCAUUCUUUUUUGUGGUGCAUGAUAGACUGGUCAAGGAGCACCAAAGUAAUCUGUUUAUUGGAUAUAACCUUUUUUGGCGAUACUAAAUUGAUUGUGUAUAACUAGUUAGGGCUUCGUAUUGGACAUGGUUAUACCACCUUUUUCCUUUUUAUGCUGGUAAAAAGUUUAGAAGCUUUUAUCACCAUCCAUGAUGAACAAAGUCGAGAAGCCCUCAUCUCUUACUCAUGUAUGUAGAGGCUAUACAGGGAAAAUUUCUAACUUGUGAACACCAGGAUCUGUUUUCUUUUGUGUUUUUUGCUUUCUGUACUGAAGCCAACCUAAGCUUCAGGUCAUACAAGUGUUGUUUCUGUAUGCUAUCUACCAGAGGUUGUUUUAUCUCAGACCUAAGUUCAUUUCUGGCUCGCUACACUGUAAAAUGUUGCUGCUAAGCUAGCCCUUGAACCGUUUGCUGCCUUGCCCCUUUUUCGAUAUCAAACCCUUGCAUUAUGUCAGGCCAUUUUUGAUACUAAAUAGGAAGUUGCAUGAAUUUUCCUCUCCUGUUUCAUAUCUCACAGUUUACUUCAGUGCACAUUCCUCACUUUGCAAGUCUAUAUCUCUAGUUAAUAAUCUGUUUUUACAAAGUACCCACAACUGUGGGGUUGUAUCUCACAGUUAUACCUGCUCUUGUUCGGUUUGAGUGUCUCACAGUUAUACCUGCUUUUGUUCUGUUUGAGUUUAAAAUGUCUUAGAGUUAGAAAAUAGUGUAUAUUCUUGAAGCUUUUCCACUUAGAGCAAUUUCUUUAGUUGUGUAUAAAUUCUUAUGGUUUUAAAUUAUUACAUUAUGUUACAAGGACUUUUGUUAUUCUUAUGACAAACAUGUGAUAGGGGUCUCUCAGGAAGUUCGAAUCCACUGCUUUAUGUAUUUUUAUCAUGAACCUACACAUAGUUUUGAAAAACUAGCAUAGAUUUUACAUCAUAUUUAUCAUGAACUUAUGUGAGUUUUCUCUUCUUACGUUUCAAUAAUGUCACACAAACAUUUUAGCUUUAGGUUUGUAGCGGGAUAACUACAGGUAGCUGAGGAUCACAAGGAUCACAUUCUUUGACACUUAAUCCCUAAUCAAUUUAUUAUAAUGUUUGUUUUGGCGAUUUCAUCAUUUUUUCGGAGUUGCAGGUGCAAGACUUGGGCAUUCUUUUUUCGCGUCAGUUGUUACCAACGAUCCCAAGCUUUAUUCAUACUAAUAAAUUUGGCGUCACGCUGAAUGUAUUGCCAUUGCCUUAGCUUUUUACUAACAUUGCAGGUUGAAUUGGCCUAUUUUCUAAGGUCUGAAAUAGAUACAUUUAAUAGUUUUUGUAGACAUGGUGAUAGUUGCCACGUUGGAAUGGUGAAGGCCCUUGUUGCCUAUGUGAUAAGAAUAUUUAAGAAAAUUCUUUU